UCGUGCGCUCGUCGUGGUGAGGUGUUACUUGCACAGUCUCCUACAGUGCUGUAUCAGUGCCCUGCGGUGUUGUUUCAUUUGACUCACGUUGUGUAAUUAGCCUUAUUAAAGAUGCAGAAUCUAUUGAGAGUGGUGGGUCCUCUGAAAGAAUGCAUCCGCACCAGCUCGAGAAGUCUUAAUACUGCGCAGCGGAUUUGCGGAACGCAUUUUGACCGCGUCGUGCCCGCUCGGCAGGGAUUCAAAAGUCGACAUAUUGGACCCAAUGAAGCCCAGAAGCAACAAAUGCUUCAAGUAGUUGGGUGCAAGGAUUUGGACACACUUACCCAGAAUGCGCUCCCACAAGGUAUUGCGUUGGGAAGGGACCUUAACCUGACAGAACCAUUAGAUGAAUACCAGCUGAUGGAAAGAGUGCAGGAGUUGGCAAAGCAAAACAAAGUUUGGCGCUCAUUCAUUGGCAUGGGAUACUACAAUUGCCAUGUUCCUCACCCUAUUCUACGAAAUCUAUUUGAAAACCCAGGAUGGUAUACCCAAUAUACUCCAUACCAGCCAGAAAUUGCUCAAGGACGUUUGCAGAGCUUGUUCAAUUACCAGACUAUGAUUGCAGAUAUGACAGGCCUGGAUGUGGCUAAUGCUUCACUCCUCGACGAAGGCACAGCGGCAGCUGAGGCCCUCGCCAUGUGUAGCCGAUCUAACAAGAGAAAAGUAUUUCUAGUCUCGGAUAAACUCCAUCCACAGACAACUGCCUGCGUUGAGACACGUUGUUCUGCCAUGGGUUUAAAAGUCAAAAUCGUCGAUUUCAGCACCGUGACUGAAGUUGAAAAAGAUAUUUCGGCCGUUCUUUUCCAGUAUCCCGAUACUCAUGGCUCGGUUCAAAAUUUUCAAAACCUCAUCGACAAGACCCACGCCGCCGGGGCCCUGGUUUGCUGUGCUACAGAUCUAAUGGCACUCACAAUGAUGAAAUCGCCAGGAGAAAUUGGUGCCGAUGUCGCUGUGGGCAACAGCCAGCGCUUUGGUGUUCCUCUCGGUUACGGAGGCCCGCAUGCGGCCUUCUUUGCCUGCAAAAACAACCUGGUUCGAAUUAUGCCCGGCCGAAUGGUGGGCGUCUCGAGAGACGUCGAUGGUAAAGACGCUUACCGCCUAGCUCUGCAGACACGCGAGCAACACAUUCGCCGUGAUAAAGCCACUAGCAACAUUUGUACAGCUCAAGCUUUACUUGCCAACAUGGCUGCCAUGUACGCAGUUUACCAUGGGCCUGUCGGCUUGCAAAAGAUUGCUCAACGAAUUCAUCACUCAACUGUUGUCUGUGCCAAAGGUUUGGAGUCUGGCGGUCACGUAGUGCGGAAUAGCCAAUUCUUUGAUACGCUCAAAAUUCAACCGUCUUUACCCGUCCAAGAUAUUAAAGCACGUGCAGAGGCGCAAGAGAUCAAUUUGCGCUAUUUCCCCGAUGGAGAUAUUGGUAUCUCCAUUGACGAAACUGUUCGCGAGAAAGAUAUUAAUGAUAUUUUCGCCAUUUUUAAUGUCGAUGUAACAGCCGAACAAGUGUCUCAGCGACCAGAUAUUCUUUCGUCCAGUUUGGAACAGUCCGAAUGGAAGAGGACCAGCUCUUACUUGACUCAGCCCGUCUUCAACUCACAUCACUCAGAGACGCAGAUUAUGCGCUACAUGAAAUCCCUGGAAAACAAAGACAUUUCAUUAGUUCAUUCUAUGAUUGCUUUGGGUUCUUGCACGAUGAAAUUAAACAGUGCCACUGAAAUGUUGCCGUCCAGUAUGCCUGAAUUUGGCAACAUCCAUCCAUUCGCCCCCGUCAGCCAGGUCGGCGGUUAUCAUCAAAUGUUUAAAGAGUUGGAAGCUGAUUUGUGCGAUAUCACAGGCUACGAUAACAUUUCCUUCCAGUCAAACAGUGGAGCUCAGGGAGAGUAUUCAGGACUGCGCGCUAUUAAGGCGUACCUGGAUUCCAUCGAUCAAAAACAGCGAAACGUCUGCCUGAUUCCCGUGUCGGCCCAUGGAACAAAUCCAGCUUCGGCUCAAAUGGCCGGAUUCAUGGUCGAACCCAUUAAUACGGAUAAGGCUGGUAGCAUUGACUUGGCUCAACUGAAAGCAAAGGCCGAAAAGUACAAAGACAGGUUGGCCUGCUUGAUGAUCACAUACCCGUCGACCUAUGGUGUAUUCGAGGAAAAAAUAGUUGAAAUUUGUGACGUCAUUCAUCAACGAGGUGGUCAAGUUUACAUGGACGGUGCCAAUAUGAACGCCCAGGUAGCCCUUUGCCGACCCGGCGACUUUGGCUCGGAUGUCUCUCACUUGAACCUUCACAAGACGUUUUGCAUUCCGCACGGUGGUGGCGGACCUGGAAUGGGACCCAUCGGAGUGAAGAAACAUUUGGCACCUUUCUUGCCAACACAUCCAGUAAUAGAUCCUCUUAAUGGACAGUCUUCCCAAUCGUUUGGUGUUGUCAGUGCAGCUCCGUUUGGUUCUCCCCUCAUUCUGCCCAUCUCUUGGUCUUACAUUAAGAUGAUGGGUGCCCGAGGUUUGAAAGAAGCUACCCAAGUUGCCAUCCUUUCGGCCAACUACAUGAGCCGCAUUUUGGAGCCCCACUACAAGAUCUUGUUUACCAAUCAAAGUGGUUGGGUGGCCCACGAAUUCAUUAUUGACGUCAAGGAUUUCAAACGAACUGCCAACAUCGAAGCCGUCGAUAUUGCCAAGCGUCUAAUGGACUAUGGUUUCCAUGCUCCAACGAUGAGUUUCCCAGUUGCAGGAUCGCUGAUGAUUGAACCAACUGAAUCAGAAGACAAGGACGAGAUGGACAGACUUUGCGAAGCGCUGAUCCGCAUCCGGCACGAGAUCCACCAAAUUGAAAAGGGCAUAAUGGAUCCAGUGCGCAAUCCUCUUAAAAUGAGCCCACACACACAGGAGCAGAUCAUCAACAGCACAUGGGAUCGACCCUAUUCCCGGGAACUGGCUGCCUUCCCUGCGCCUUUUGUGCGUCCCGAAACGAAAAUGUGGCCGAGAGUUGGACGUAUCGACGAUAUUUACGGCGAUCGUAAUCUGGUCUGCACCUGUCCGCCAAUGGAAUCGUACACGAACAAAGAUUCAGACAGUCUAGAUGGAGUUGCUGCUGCUCGAGCGUAAAAGUGGGAAUGGGCUAAUUGCUGUAGAUUCUCAUUCCAAAUUGUUGUGCCUUAUAUUCCGAUCAUCCCGUCAUUCUCCAUCUUUAAGUUUUAAUAUUAUUUUCCGUUUCGUUCAUUCGCCAACAAACCGGCAAUAGAAAGUUUUAAUCGCCAAUCAGAACAUACUACACCAUGUUUAAGUUUACAGAGCAAAAAUACAAAUUCAUGAAGGCAUAUUGCGAGUCUCUCCGUGAUUUUUCAAAUGACCUUGUGCUGCGUCUGCUACGUCGUCUGAAAAAAGGGGAACGACUUUGAAAAAAUGGAACAGGAUCUACGGAAUCACGUGACAUUUAGUAGGUUCUUAUUUUCCAGCGCGAGCUAUUCGAAAGUUGCCCGAUAUAUUUCCCUUGGAAAAACGGUAAAGGUUAGUAACCUAAUAUGUAGAAAGUGAACAUGUUUUUGUUUCGUCUUGUCUAUGGAUGCGAAACACAGAGGGACGUGUGUCCUUCAGAUUUUCCCAUAAUUGUCCAUCGCGCUUUAUUGCUCCCGCGUGCAAGGCUUGGCGCUAUGUAUAAAACCCUAAUGCUCCGAUUUCAAUGUAUCAUUCGCCGACAUCCUUGCGCUCUGAAUACAGUUACCGGAACGUUUCUGCUACCUACCAACGAUGAAACUAGUGCUGGUGAUCGUUUUGGUUUCUUUGCUGGCUCUGUCUGGAAGCAGAGCAUCUCCUCUACCGCAGGGUCGGCAGCAGGGGAUGACGACCAACAACAAUGCACAAAAACAAUCUAAUUCGCAAUUAACGUCUCAAGUACAAAAUACAAACCAGGGAUUGGCCGCUGCUCUUUUCUCGUCUACUUUUGCGAGCGCACAGCAAGUGUUCCAGGCAGUCAGUAGACAACUCCAGGGAUGGUCUCGACUUUAAAAAUAUUCUGGGAAUCAUAAUGUAACAAAUUAUUAUAUUAUUGCGUGUAGUAUUUCCUGCUUGCACGUUCAACAGACAGAUGAAACAAAUUAUUUAUAAUUUAAACAGAAAAUGUGGUGUACUAUUUUUUAUCACAUCUCUAUUUAUGUAUCCAGUGUCUGAAUACAUUUAUUUAAAUGAA
Messenger RNA from Daphnia pulicaria, 4207 nucleotides. RefSeq names its product glycine dehydrogenase (decarboxylating), mitochondrial-like. The record is from RefSeq and is a predicted model, not a curated record. Gene Ontology annotation, cellular component: mitochondrion; glycine cleavage complex. Bases 112 to 3126 code for a protein of 1004 amino acids. Lineage: Eukaryota; Metazoa; Arthropoda; Branchiopoda; Diplostraca; Daphniidae. Gene Ontology annotation, biological process: glycine decarboxylation via glycine cleavage system. Gene Ontology annotation, molecular function: pyridoxal phosphate binding; glycine binding; glycine dehydrogenase (decarboxylating) activity. The transcript has 18 exons.